Camelina sativa (false flax) is the source of this 1408-nucleotide messenger RNA. Its product is annotated as putative inactive purple acid phosphatase 28. Gene Ontology annotation, cellular component: cytoplasm. Gene Ontology annotation, molecular function: hydrolase activity, acting on ester bonds. NCBI's taxonomy places the organism in Eukaryota, Viridiplantae, Streptophyta, Magnoliopsida, Brassicales, Brassicaceae. The record is from RefSeq and is a predicted model, not a curated record.
GGGAGUUUGAUUACGAACGAACUUGAAAAAGAUUCAUCGUCUUCUCCGUCUGUUAGAGAGCAAAGAGAUGAUGAGCUCUGCAACAGCAAUUGGAAACUGGAAGCACACUGUUCUCUACUUAGCCUUAAUCUUAUCUCUUCUCUACUUCAUCGAAUCCCUAAUCUCGCACAAAUUACAUAUCAACCAUAACAACAUCCAUCUGAAAAGGUCUCCAAAUCUUCCUCUAAGGUUCCGCGACGAUGGCACAUUCAAGAUCCUCCAGGUUGCGGAUAUGCAUUUCGGAAUGGGGAGUAUUACUCGGUGUAGAGAUGUGUUGGAUUCUGAUUUUGAGAACUGUUCUGAUCUUAAUACUACUCGGUUCCUUCGGAGGAUGAUUGAAGCUGAGAGACCUGAUUUGAUCGCUUUUACUGGGGAUAAUAUAUUCGGAUCAAGUACUACUGAUGCAGCUGAAUCUCUACUUCAAGCCAUUGGUCCAGCUAUUGAAUAUGGAAUCCCAUGGGCUGCCAUUUUAGGAAAUCAUGACCAAGAAUCCACUUUGAACCGUGGAGAACUUAUGACUUUCCUUUCUCUUAUGGAUUUUUCCGUCUCUCAAAUCAAUCCACCAGUCGAAGAUGGGACCAAAGGAGGCACAGUGAGAUCAAUUAAUGGCUUUGGGAAUUACCAACUCAGAGUACACGGUGCACCUGGUUCUGUGCUGUCAAAUAGCACUGUCUUUGACCUCUUCUUUCUUGACAGUGGAGACAGAGAAAUAGUCCAAGGUAGACGAACAUACGGAUGGAUCAAGGAAUCUCAACUUCGUUGGCUUCAAGAUACUUCUAAACAUGUAAUGGAUCAUAACCAGAGGAUUCCCGGUAAUCCUCCAGCGUUAGCCUUCUUCCACAUCCCAAUCCCGGAAGUCCGUGAUCUGUGGUACACACCCUUUAUUGGGCAGUUUCAGGAGGGUGUGGCAUGCUCCGUUGUUGAGUCAGGAGUCUUACAGACCUUUGUGUCCAUGGGAAAUGUAAAAGCUGCGUUCAUUGGACACGACCAUGUCAAUGAUUUUUGUGGAAAACUAAAAGGGGUAUGGUUUUGUUACGGUGGAGGAUUCGGAUACCAUGCUUACGGAAGACCAAAUUGGCACAGAAGAGCAAGAGUGAUAGAGGCUAAGCUCGGGAAAGGAAGAGACACAUGGACAGGGAUCGAACUUAUCAAGACUUGGAAACGUCUCGAUGACCAAGACUUAAGCAAGAUAGACGAACAAGUACUAUGGGAAACUUCCGAUACAAUUCUGAAAGGAUAAACGGGCAAAGACAUAUAAAGUAAGUAGAUACAACGGUGGUGGUGUAUAACUCUCUACGUCGUUGUCUCCCAAGACUUUGGUCUGUCUCAUUCUCAUUCUCUCUUUUUCGCCCUUGUCUAUAUAAAGCUC